This is a messenger RNA of Ricinus communis (castor bean), 3355 nucleotides long. Its product is annotated as phosphoenolpyruvate carboxylase, housekeeping isozyme. The transcript is spliced from 11 exons. Gene Ontology annotation, cellular component: apoplast; chloroplast; cytosol. Gene Ontology annotation, biological process: carbon fixation; leaf development; tricarboxylic acid cycle. The coding region runs from base 175 to 3072 and encodes 965 amino acids. NCBI's taxonomy places the organism in Eukaryota, Viridiplantae, Streptophyta, Magnoliopsida, Malpighiales, Euphorbiaceae. The record is from RefSeq and is a predicted model, not a curated record. Gene Ontology annotation, molecular function: phosphoenolpyruvate carboxylase activity.
UCAAUUGCCUCAGCAUCUCUCUCCUCUCUCUAUAAAUACUGAAACUUUGCACAUCUCUUUUCGCUCUCACACUCACUCUCUCUCUCUCUCUCUCUCUCUGUCUCGCUCCGCACUAUCAUAUCUCACUAAUCGUCCAGAUUCAGGGAACCAAACAAAGAAAGAACUGAGUGAAGAAUGCAACCAAGGAAUUUAGAGAAGCUGGCAUCUAUUGAUGCACAGCUUAGGCUUCUUGUUCCUGCAAAAGUUAGUGAAGAUGAUAAAUUGGUCGAGUAUGAUGCUUUGCUUUUGGAUCGGUUUCUUGACAUUCUCCAAGAUUUGCAUGGAGAGGAUCUCAAGGAAACGGUUCAAGAGUGCUAUGAACUUUCUGCUGAGUAUGAAGGGAAACAUGAUCCCCGUAAACUUGAUGAGCUUGGAAAUCUCUUGACGAGUUUGGAUCCUGGGGACUCUAUUGUUAUUGCCAAGUCUUUCUCUCACAUGCUUAACUUGGCAAACUUAGCCGAAGAGGUUCAAAUUGCAUAUCGCCGGAGGAACAAGUUAAAAAAAGGAGAUUUUGCUGAUGAGAACUCUGCAACCACUGAAUCAGACAUUGAAGAAACUUUCAAGAGGCUUGUUAUUGAUCUAAAGAAGUCUCCAGAAGAAGUUUUUGAUGCACUGAAGAAUCAGACUGUAGAUCUUGUCUUGACUGCUCAUCCUACUCAAUCCAUUCGUAGAUCUUUGCUUCAAAAGCAUGCAAGGAUACGUAAUUGUUUGGCUCAGUUGUAUGCGAAAGACAUUACUCCAGAUGAUAAGCAGGAGCUUGAUGAGGCUUUACAACGAGAGAUCCAAGCCGCAUUUCGGACAGAUGAGAUUCGAAGAACUGCUCCAACUCCUCAAGAUGAGAUGAGAGCAGGAAUGAGCUACUUUCAUGAGACAAUCUGGAAGGGUGUUCCAAAGUUCUUGCGCCGUGUUGACACCGCUUUGAAGAACAUAGGGAUUAAUGAAAGAGUUCCUUACAAUGCUCCUCUUAUUCAAUUUUCAUCUUGGAUGGGUGGUGAUCGUGAUGGUAAUCCACGGGUGACUCCUGAGGUAACAAGGGAUGUUUGCUUAUUGGCUAGAAUGAUGGCAGCUAACCUGUACUAUUCCCAAAUUGAGGAUCUUAUGUUUGAGUUGUCCAUGUGGCGUUGCAGUGAUGAGCUCCGUGUUCGUGCAGAUGAACUCCAUAGAUCAUCAAAGAGAGAUUCAAAACACUACAUAGAGUUUUGGAAGCAAGUUCCCCCUAGUGAACCCUAUCGUGUAAUUCUUGGUGAUCUAAGGGAUAAGCUGUACCAAACACGUGAACGCUCUCGGCAAAUGUUAUCUCAUGGGAACUCUGACAUCCCAGAGGAAGCAACUUUCACCAACGUUGAGCAGUUCCUGGAACCUCUUGAGCUGUGUUAUAGAUCACUCUGUUCAUGCGGUGACCAGCCAAUUGCUGAUGGAAGCCUACUUGAUUUCUUGAGGCAAGUUUCAACUUUUGGAUUUUCGUUAGUGAGGCUUGACAUUAGGCAAGAGUCAGAUCGUCACACUGAUGUCAUAGAUACCAUUACUAAGCACUUGGAGAUUGGUUCCUAUCGAGAGUGGUCUGAAGAACGUAGGCAGGAGUGGCUUUUAUCUGAACUGAGUGGCAAGCGACCGUUGUUUGGUCCUGAUCUUCAAAGAACAGAUGAAGUUGCUGAUGUGUUGGAUACUUUUCAUGUCAUAGCAGAACUCCCAGCAGAUAGCUUUGGAGCAUACAUUAUCUCUAUGGCAACUGCACCAUCGGAUGUGCUUGCGGUUGAGCUCCUGCAACGUGAAUGCCAUGUGAAGCAGCCAUUAAGAGUUGUUCCACUGUUUGAGAAGCUCGCAGAUCUAGAGGCUGCUCCUGCUGCCUUGGCUCGACUCUUCUCAAUAGAUUGGUAUAGAAAUCGUAUUAAUGGAAAGCAAGAAGUCAUGAUUGGUUACUCAGAUUCUGGGAAAGAUGCUGGACGAUUUUCUGCAGCCUGGCAGUUAUAUAAGGCUCAAGAGGAGCUCAUAAAGGUAGCCAAGCAAUUUGGCGUGAAGCUUACAAUGUUCCAUGGUCGUGGUGGGACUGUUGGAAGAGGAGGUGGUCCCACUCAUCUUGCUAUAUUGUCUCAGCCACCAGACACCAUUCAUGGGUCACUGCGUGUCACUGUUCAAGGUGAAGUUAUUGAGCAAUCAUUUGGUGAGGAACACUUGUGCUUUAGAACACUUCAGCGAUUCACAGCUGCCACUCUGGAGCAUGGCAUGCAUCCCCCAGUUUCCCCAAAACCAGAAUGGCGCAAGUUGAUGGAUGAAAUGGCCGUUAUCGCUACUGAGGAGUACCGCUCUAUUGUCUUUAAAGAACCACGAUUUGUUGAAUAUUUCCGCCUUGCUACACCAGAGUUGGAGUAUGGUAGGAUGAACAUUGGAAGCCGUCCGUCUAAGAGAAAGCCAAGUGGAGGUAUUGAAUCUCUCCGUGCUAUCCCAUGGAUAUUUGCCUGGACACAAACUAGAUUCCACCUUCCAGUAUGGCUAGGCUUUGGAGCAGCAUUCAAACACGUCAUUCAGAAGGAUGUUAGGAAUCUCCAUAUGCUGCAAGAGAUGUACAAUGAAUGGCCUUUCUUUAGGGUCACCAUUGACUUGGUUGAAAUGGUGUUUGCUAAGGGAGACCCUGGAAUAGCAGCCUUGUAUGACAAACUACUUGUUUCUCAGGAUCUAUGGUCAUUUGGUGAGAGGUUGAGGACCAACUAUGAAGAAACCAAGCGCCUUCUUCUACAGAUUGCAGGACACAAGGAUCUUCUUGAAGGAGACCCAUACUUGAAACAAAGACUGCGGCUGCGGGAUUCAUACAUCACAACCCUCAAUGUAUGCCAGGCCUACACACUGAAACGUAUACGGGAUCCAAAUUACAAUGUGACUUUGCGGCCACACAUUUCUAAAGAAAUUAUGGAAUCAAGCAAACCAGCUGAUGAACUUGUGAAACUAAAUCCAAAAAGUGAUUAUGCCCCUGGUUUGGAGGAUACCCUUAUCUUGACCAUGAAGGGUGUUGCCGCCGGACUACAAAACACUGGUUAAAACUGGUGUCCCUUUGUUUUCUUUUCCUUUCGAUGCCUUUUUAUACACAGGUUUUGCCCAAAAAUACCAUGAUUAUAUGCAGUAGAUGCGGAUGCUGUUUAAAUUAUCCACCUUGAGUUUGAGAACUCGGGCAAACUUUUCCAGUUGUAUGAUCUCUUUGCCGUACUUCAAUACUGUUUCUAGGGCCAGCAGUGUGUUAUGGCUGCAUAAGAACAGGGGAAAUCUAAUGGAACUUUGCUUGUAAUGCUUUAAUAUUAAUAAUAUACCUCGAGGCUUUAAAAUA